This is a messenger RNA of Hyalella azteca, 651 nucleotides long. RefSeq names its product stress protein DDR48-like. Lineage: Eukaryota; Metazoa; Arthropoda; Malacostraca; Amphipoda; Hyalellidae. The transcript is spliced from 2 exons. The coding region runs from base 1 to 651 and encodes 216 amino acids. The record is from RefSeq and is a predicted model, not a curated record.
AUGGGGGACUUGUGUGGACUGCUGGGACUUGGGGGCUGCCUGGGAUUUGGGUACCAGUGGGGACUAAGGGAACAGUGGGGACUUGGGGACACCUUGGGACUUAAGGGGUCCCAAAACUUAAGACUUGGGGACUGCUGGGGUCUUGAGGACANAAAUAACAGCGAUGUCUUUGUGAGUGAAAAUAACGGCGAUGUCUUUGUGAGUGAAAAUAACGGCGAUGUUUUUGUGAGUGAAAAUGACAGCGAUGUCUUUGGGAGUGAAAAUAACGGCGAUGUUUUUGUGAGUGAAAAUAACAGCGAUGUCUUUGGCAGCGAAAAUAACGGCGAUGUCUUUGGGAGUGAAAAUAACAGCGAUGUCUUUGUGAGUGAAAAUAACGGCGAUGUCUUUGUGAGUGAAAAUAACAGCGAUGUCUUUGUGAGUGAAAAUAACGGCGAUGUCUUUAGGAGUGAAAAUAACAGCGAUGUCUUUGGGAGUGAAAAUAACGGCGAUGUCUUUGGGAGUGAAAAUAACGGCGAUGUCUUUAGGAGUGAAAAUAACGGCGAUGUCUUUGUGAGUGAAAAUAACGUCGAUGUCUUUGGGAGUGAAAAUAACGGCGAUGUCUUUGGGAGCGAAAAUAACGGCGAUGUCUUUGGGAGCACAAAUAACGAAUAA